Mycena indigotica is the source of this 1707-nucleotide messenger RNA. RefSeq names its product Carboxylic ester hydrolase. The coding region runs from base 1 to 1707 and encodes 568 amino acids. The transcript is spliced from 10 exons. NCBI's taxonomy places the organism in Eukaryota, Fungi, Basidiomycota, Agaricomycetes, Agaricales, Mycenaceae. The record is from RefSeq and is a predicted model, not a curated record.
AUGCUGUCAUUGUGGCCUCGUGGACAACGACCGACUAUUCAUAAGAGCGGGGAGCGUGUCGUCACCAGAGAUAUCAUGCUUCGCAGUUCAUGGGGACUGUUGUUGGCGCUGCCGCCAGCUCUACAUGCUGCUUUGACGACCGUCACACUCGAUUACGGUAUUUUCAACGGCCUUGCGGGCGAUACUCAAGGAAUUGUGUAUUUCAGAGGCGUUCGUUAUGCGGACCCACCUGUUGGAGAGUUACGUUGGAGGGCGCCUGUAACGCCACCCACAAGUCAUAUUGGCACAGUCGACGCGAGUCAAUUUGGUAGCACGUGCAUCGCAAACACACAGACCUCAACGACACCAACUACGUCGGAGGACUGUCUUUUUGCGAAUGUUUAUAUCCCCAUCAACACCACUGAAAAGAGUGCUCUCCCCGUCCUUGUUUACUUCCACGGGGGCGGGUUUGAGGUAGGCAGCAGUCGGGACGCUCCACCAGAAAACAUCAUUCAAGGCUCUGCGACGCCGUUGAUCUUUGUGACCUUCGAAUAUCGGCUGGGGCAGUUUGGAUUCUUGGGUGGGGAGGCGGUGAAAAUGAAUGGUGACUUGAAUGUGGGGUUGUUGGACCAGGUGAGCUUCUCGGCAGCAUUGCUCGGAAUGCGUGUCAAUAUUGCCAAGAAAGCCGGUCUCGAAUGGCUUCAACGGUACAUCCACAAGUUUGGUGGUGAUCCAAAACGGGUCACGAUUUGGGGCGAAUCGGCAGGUGCGGGAUCGACAAUGUUCCAACUAAUAGGAAAUGGAGGCAAGAACGCCAACCUCUUCCGUGCCGCGAUGGGAGACAGUCCUUCUCUGAACUUUGCUCCGGACUACAACUCGGAUUUCGUCCAGGGACUUUUUUCGCAAUUUGUUGGUUUUGCCGGAUGCUCCGAUUUGAAUAGUGCACAAACCAUGUCGUGCCUCCGAGCCCUGCCUGUCAACACAAUUGCGCUGGCAGGAAGCAGAGUCAACGCUAACCGAACCGCAACUCUCUAUCCCUUCGCCCCAUAUUUCGAUGGUGUUUUCGUUCAGCAACGCCCAGUGGAGGCCUUCAAGAGUGGUCGCUUUGCGCGAGUGCCCAUUCUCUUCGGCUCUAAUACUAACGAGGGUGCCCAUUGGUCUUCGGAACUUCCUGACCCGAACGCCAACACAUCUAACCCGAACGCCAACCAAAAGACUGUCUUCAACUUUCUCAAAGGGCAAUAUACGACCUUGUCGGAGACCUCGUUUGAGAAAGCUCUUUCGCAAUUCUACCCACUGUCGGACUAUGGAGGCUCGUUCAGCUUGCAAGGACAACAGAUGUAUGGGGAAAUGCGCUACAUCUGUACCGCAGUCAUGAUUGCGGGGGCAGCGCAUGAUUUUGGACUUGAAGCUUACCAGUACCACUGGGAUAAUCCUACGUUGAGCUCAGACCACGGAGCGGACCUAAAUGCAUUUUUCAAAGGCACUCAAGUGUUUGACCCUGAUGACCAGGCGCUUGUCAUUGCCAUGCGACAAUGGUUUACUUCGUUUGCCGUCUUGCAGAAACCCGUAGCAAACGAUGCCAUCAAAUGGGUUCGUGCCACUGACGCGACCGGGAGCCCGCGAAUUCUUCUUCAUCCUGGCGCUGUUGCGCUUGAAAACGUAACAAGCACAUUACGUUCGCGUUGCGACUUCUGGCAUAGCCUACACAAGGAGAUUAGCACGUAG